AUGUCGUUUGAAUCAAGUUAUAAAAGCCAUAUUUCAACUUCCGACUCCUCCAAUUCUGAUGAUCUUGCCAAUUCUAAUCAAGCAAAUUAUAGAAGACGUUAUGAAAGGCGUAGACAAGCAAACCAUAUGAUGGAUCAUAUGAUGGAUGGCUUCAUAAUGGCCAAUCCAGCUGAAAUAUACGCCGCGGUCAAUCAAGUUCCUAGGGCACCUAGGACUCUAGUUCCAAGAGAUCGUGAAAGUGGACCCGACCGCUUAUGGAGUGAUUACUUUGCAGAUAAUCCUAUCUUCCCUCCAAAUUAUUUCCGCCGAAGAUUUCGCAUGCAAAAAUAUGUCUUCCUCCGUAUAGGGGAAGUCUUAACUACUCGUAAUGAAUUCUUCAAACAUAGGCCAGAUGCCACUGGUAGACUUGGUGCUUCUGGAUUACAAAAGUGCACAACAGCUAUACGAUUGUUAGCAUACGACACAUCAUUUGAUUCAGUGGACAAUCAUCUACGAAUUAGUGCGUCUCUUGCAAGAGAUUCAUUGCAACUUUUUGUUGAAGGUGUUGUCUCCCACUUUAGUGAUGAAUAUCUGAGACAACCUACUGAAAUAGAUUAUUAUUUGCAGCUGAACAAUGGGGAUCACCUGGCAUGA
Beta vulgaris subsp. vulgaris (sugar beet) is the source of this 633-nucleotide messenger RNA. RefSeq lists its product as uncharacterized. The record is from RefSeq and is a predicted model, not a curated record. The transcript has a single exon. The coding region runs from base 1 to 633 and encodes 210 amino acids. Lineage: Eukaryota; Viridiplantae; Streptophyta; Magnoliopsida; Caryophyllales; Amaranthaceae.